AAACCUCCGUUUGACCCUUUUACCUUUCGAGAGAGAAGAAAGAAGGAUGACGAAGCUCGACGUUCUCCGUCGCUACCUCCUCCCGUGCGUCUCACCUCCGACGAAUCCAACCGCCGCGCCGCCAUCCACCGGACCAGUCUCCAAGAAACGUCUCAGCACUUCCCUCAGAGACGACAUCGACGUCCAAGACUCCGCUUCUUCCUCCGCCUCUUCCUCCGAGGCCACAUCCUUCGCCGCCGCCGUUGAUUCCGACUCCGACUACCUCUCCGUCGCGACGCAGCCGCCGAGACCCUCGAAGACGAUGGUCAUCGGUACGCUAUUCGGGAGGAGAAAGGGACACGUGUGGUUCUGCGUGCAGCACGACCGUCUCUCCGUUAAACCUCUCCUCCUCCUCGAGCUCUCCAUCGCGACGAGCCAGCUUGUUCACGAGAUGGGUUCUGGUCUCGUUCGCGUCGCUCUUGAGUGUCCCACCCGGCCUGAGUUGAAGUCUUGCCUCUUGAGAUCAGUGCCGGUUUGGACCAUGUUCUGCAACGGGAGGAAGCUAGGGUUUGCUGUGAGGAGGAGAGCCAAGGACGAGACGAGAGUGAUGUUGAAGAAGCUUGAGUCGAUGACUGUUGGUGCGGGCGUGUUGCCGUCGGGUUCCGGGUCGGGGGAAGCGGAUCUUGACGAGGUUAUGUAUAUGAGAGCGAACUACGAGCAUGUUGUUGGAAGCUCUGACUCCGAGUCGUUUCAUCUCAUCAACCCGGAUGCUAACUCGGCUCAAGAACUCAGCAUCUUCUUGCUCAGAACCUCUGCCUAAUUACCUUCUUGUGGUAUAAUUAUGAAUGCUUUUCAUCUAUAGGUUUAGAGGUCCUAGUGUUUUGACUUCUUAUUAGUGAGAAAUUUCUAAGUGGAUUUGAGUUCUCGAUUGUUAAACAUUUUUUGUU
Brassica oleracea var. oleracea is the source of this 926-nucleotide messenger RNA. Its product is annotated as protein MIZU-KUSSEI 1-like. Bases 47 to 799 code for a protein of 250 amino acids. NCBI's taxonomy places the organism in Eukaryota, Viridiplantae, Streptophyta, Magnoliopsida, Brassicales, Brassicaceae. The transcript has a single exon. Gene Ontology annotation, biological process: hydrotropism. The record is from RefSeq and is a predicted model, not a curated record.